Molecule: messenger RNA, 1860 nt
Organism: Pelodiscus sinensis (Chinese soft-shelled turtle)
Lineage: Eukaryota; Metazoa; Chordata; Testudines; Trionychidae
Product: forkhead box protein J1-B-like
Biological process (GO): regulation of transcription by RNA polymerase II
Cellular component (GO): nucleus
Molecular function (GO): RNA polymerase II cis-regulatory region sequence-specific DNA binding; DNA-binding transcription factor activity, RNA polymerase II-specific
Source: RefSeq, a predicted model, not a curated record
GCACUCAGAGCAUUCCGGCGGCUGGUUGGGUGGCCAGGAAGAUCCCUUUCUUUUCUCCCUCCCCCCAGGUAGGAGCAGAAGCACUUUCCUCACCCUCUCCACCUCCCAAGCGGGGGAGUGUUCUUAGGCACUGAAGCUGUCCCCAUUGAAAAGGGCCUCCCUGGGCCUACCAAAGCCAGGAAUGAAACAGGGACCUCUAGGCAGUCACUCUACAUUUUCCAGAGGACCCUGGAGUGCUGGACUUUGGCUUUUUCUCUCAGGGGAAGGGCCUGGGAGCCAUGAAGAUUCAGUGCAAAACGUGCUUGAGCCCUUCUCAGAAGUGCUGUGCAGUGCAGGUUCUGCCAGCAGCUCUCACACCCAGAAUCAGAGCCUGGGAUCCACAGCCGCUGCUUCCCGGAAUGCUGGAGAGGAAUGUGAGACCCACGCGCUGCAGGUAUUUCAGAACUGGGCAGAUGCGCUCUCCAGGAAUUUACCAUCCCCCUUCUCCACAGGCCAGCAUGUCUCCCGAGACCAGCACGGCCUGGGCAAGCCCCGUGAGUCUGGAUUUCUGAACACAGGAAAUGCCUUUAUGUUUGCAAGCUCUUUUGGGGCCCCCCCAGUCUGUGCCUUGCACAGAGGGAUUGGUCGGCUAAUCACCUGGAUGCAGGUGCUGGAUUCUGCACAGAGCUCUCUCCAGUCAUGGCUCUUUGCCUCCCACUCAGACCUGGAUCUUAUUCACCCCAAACCCCCAGUGCAAUCUGACCUCGGCCCCCUGUAACUUGGAUGUUCAGAGGUGUCUGCCAGCCUGUAGGGCAACGGAGGGGGUGGCAUGUUAACAGGCGGCAGCAAUCAGAGCAUUGUGUUGGCACAUGGGUGAGAGGACAUACACCCCACUGCUCCUGUGCAUGGAAUUAAUUUGUGGCUGCAGAAAGAGCCCCAAGAUGCUGUGGCAAAGCUUUGGCAUGAGAAAUUAUUGAGGAUCCCUAACUUCUGAGCAGACUGAGUGCCACCCUCCAGGCAUCAUUGGCCAGAAGGCAGCAGGGCUGCCAGACACCAGCAGCCAAUGAGACGCCCAGGAUCUGUUUAAAGGGCUGUUCUCCCGCCCCCUUCCAACCCUACAAAAGGUGACACGCAGGUGCCCCCAGCAAUCUCCCUGCCAGGCCAGCUGGGUGGAUGGGGCUGUAACAGGAGGUGCGGCUGUGUCUGCACCAAUCCAAUUCAGACAGGUGCCCCCAAGGGACACCCCCCCAGCUCUGCAACAGUGGGAGUCCCCGGAGGAUGCCCGUCCUCGCCUCGCCCGACAUCACUGCCCGCUUCAAGGAGAAGUGGCUGCUGCUGCCCCCAGAGGACCAAGGCAAUGAGGGCGGGACCACGCCCCUGGACGACAGCCUCACCAGCCUGCAGUGGCUGCAAGACUUCUCCAUCGUCACGGUUGAUCCGGAGAGGCCACCCGCCCCCAGCCACCCUCUCCACCAGCAGCUCUUUCCAGAGGCCGAGGCCCCGGCCAGCCCACCAGCAGGAGACACCGCAGCCACUGGGAUGCCCCUGAGCCUGGGCAAACCCACCUCCGCCGCCACCUCGCCUGGCACCAGCUACCCGCCUGGCCUUGGCACCGCCGAGCAGAUCGAUUACAGGAGCAACCCUGGGGUGAAGCCCCCUUACUCCUACGCCACCCUCAUCUGCAUGGCUCUGCAGGCCAGCCAGCAGGCCAAGGUCACCUUGUCAGCCAUCUACAGCUGGAUUGCGGAGAACUUCUGCUACUACCGGCACGCCGAGCCCAGCUGGCAGAACUCCAUCCGGCACAACCUGUCCUUGAACAAAUGCUUCCGGAAGGUGCCGCGGCAGAAGGACGAGCCGGGCAAGGGGGGCUUCUGGCAGAUC